CCUCCGUGGAAUCAGUUAGUUGCAAGAGAAACUUACUCCGCGUCGGUCAAUAAAGAUGUUUGCAUUGAGAAGAGGCAAUAUCUGAUAAAAUAACAAUUUGCUAGGGUAUACAGAGUAAUGGAUGGUAAAUCGUUUGCUUAUGACAAGCUUUACGGGAAUUAUUUUAAUCGCUUUGAGAUAAUGUGAGCGGAAUAUAAUUUAAUUGGAGGGAAAAUGGAGAAUUUGAAUUCCACGGUGUCUGUUGAAAAUGCGGUUGAUAUUUCCUACUUAUUACAUCUUUCAUCACAGUUUCCACUUUAUGGAGGUUAUCCUGAAGUUUUUGGAUAUAUUCUUCCGCCGGUGAUAGUGUUGACUUUAGUCACUAAUUGUCUUGUUAUAACAGUGUUGUUAAAGAAGGAUCUGCGCACGCAAACAAAUGUGUUACUUGCCGGACUCGCUUUCAGUGACAUGAUGUGUGGAGUGACACUAUUUCCGGUAUUCUUUAACUUUUUUACCCUAGGAAAGUAUGACGAAAUAGUGCCGUUUGAUUGGUGCCUCCCGUAUCAAGUAUUAAUAGUUCUAGCUUCAGGGUUUCAUAAUAUAUCUGUGUUACAAACAGUUGCUUUAGCAACACAAAGAUACGUUUUUGUUUGCGUGCCUAAAUUGCGUAAGAAAUUUGAUUUUUGCUCAUCUUUUAAAGUCAUAGUUGCAAUUCAUAUCAUUGGAAUAGUUGCUCAUACCAGCAGGUUUCUGGACACAUAUUUUGUUCCUGCAUUUCCGCUCUGGCCGACGUCACUUCCGGAUACUCUGCAAUCAAACGCAUCCGGAUAUGACAUAGACUCCGACACUCCUGGAUGCGUGACAAUGUUCCGUGAUUGGGUAAAGCCAAACCUUGAAUUAUACAUAAAUGUGUAUUUCAUAUUACGAGCAACAUGCUUUGGAAUUUUGCCUUGCAUUGUACUGACGAUCUUAACAAUCCUACUGAUAAAAUCAAUGACGUCACAGAGAAUGAAGAGGAGACGUUUAUUUAGAGGAAGGGGAAUAUGUGAUGGGCUUAAUCAACAAGACAAACAAAAUGUGAGGACAACUUUACUGUUGAUUGUGGUCGUUGGAAUACACUUAUUCUGUGAGAUUCCGAACGCUGUGGUUCUAUUUAUAGACGCUAUUGAAAUUGCAAUUAAUUUCUAUGAUGUGUCAGAUGCCAAAUUAAUUGUAAUAAGCAUAUCUAAUAUAAUGGUGAUAUUGAGUUGUCCAGUGAAUAUUUUCAUUUAUUGUGGAAUGAGUAAGAAAUUCAGAACAACGCUGAAACAAAUGUUAAAAUGUGGAUAGAAAA
Molecule: messenger RNA, 1312 nt
Organism: Ruditapes philippinarum (Manila clam)
Lineage: Eukaryota; Metazoa; Mollusca; Bivalvia; Venerida; Veneridae
Product: sex peptide receptor-like
Exons: 1
Coding region: 214-1308 (364 amino acids)
Biological process (GO): G protein-coupled receptor signaling pathway
Cellular component (GO): membrane
Molecular function (GO): G protein-coupled peptide receptor activity
Source: RefSeq, a predicted model, not a curated record